AUUAAAAGAAGAAAUUUACAAAUUGUAUGUUAUAAAAUGUGAAGACAUUAAAAAAUUAAUUUGGAAAAGUUCACUACAUUUAUCACAAUUUCCUGGAGCAUUAACAUGUUUCUCUCGACUAAUUUAUUUAGAUGUUGAUGCUAAAUUCGUAAAUUCCAUUGCUCUACAUGAGAUGGCACAAUUAUGUAAAGAUAUAGAGAAAAUAAUAAUUAGUAAUGCAGCUCAAGAUAAUUCGGGAUUAAUAGAAUUAAUUGAUGUACAAAGAAAUCUAAAAAGUGUAUCAAUUUUAUCUAAAAAUAUGAAAGCAAUUAGUGAAGCAUUAAAUAAAGCAUUGACAGGGAAAGCAAAUACAAUAAUUGAAUUUAUUUUAAGUCCAGUUAAUUGUAUUCCACCAUCAAUUAUAAAAUCUCUCAUUAACUUAAAAAAAUUAUCAUUUCAUAAUUGUGAUGAAUUUGAAGAUUUUAAAGAAUAUUCUAAAAUAUUAGAAUUCCUUCCAAAUCUUUGGUACUUUCAUGUUAAAGAUAUUCCUUUUUUUAAAGAUUUGGCUAAACUAAUUGAAAACUCUAAAGGAAAUAUCGAAAUAUUUUCUUUUUAUACUGGGUUUUGUCAUAAUGAAAACACUGGAUUACUUAUUAAGGCAAUUUCUAGAAAUUGUCCAAAGAUUAAAGAAUUAACAACAUAUCUUGGUUCCGAAGAUUUAAAUUAUUUGAAAGAAUUAUUAGUAAAUUGUAAUUAUUUAGAAAAGAUUGAAUUUUUCAGUUUAGAACUUGAUAAGGUUGAAUAUAUAGGAGAUGAAAUAUGUGAUAUUUUGGCUGAAUAUUCUCCAAAAACAUUGCAUAAAAUAAUGCUUAGUGAUAAUUGGAUGUUUUCUAUUAACGGGUUGAAAAGAUUUUUAGAAAGUUGGAGAGGAAGAAGGCCACUUUCAUUUUCUAUUGAUUAUCAUCAUAAUAGAGAAUUUUUUACGUAUGGUCAUAUGGAAAUACUUAUAAAAUACAAAAAUGAAGGGGUGUUAUAUAUACAGGAAUAAAUGUUGAAAGCCGUGAUAUAUAUAAAUGUUUAAUUUUAAUUUCACGUAAAUCACAGAAAAAAAGCGCGUUAUUUAACACUUCCAUGCCUGGAUUAGUCGAUCUUCGAUCUUGGAGAUGUAGAUCAUUAACAUGUGUGCCGAUAAUUUAAUUCAUUGUGAGGGAGAUUCUCUUAUUUCGAUUUUCUAAUUAAUAAUAUAUAUUAAUAUGGGGUUUGUUUUUUAUUGCACCCGCGAAAUAUCGUAUCCUCAUAUAAAAGUCGAAAACGAUAUUCUAAAUCCUUUUUAAUAUACUAAAUAAAAUUGUAAAGCAGGCAAAAAUACGCAUACUAUAUGGUUUUUAAAAGU
Molecule: messenger RNA, 1372 nt
Organism: Rhizophagus irregularis DAOM 181602=DAOM 197198
Lineage: Eukaryota; Fungi; Glomeromycota; Glomeromycetes; Glomerales; Glomeraceae
Source: RefSeq, a predicted model, not a curated record